Exophiala dermatitidis NIH/UT8656 is the source of this 1442-nucleotide messenger RNA. RefSeq lists its product as uncharacterized. The transcript is spliced from 2 exons. Lineage: Eukaryota; Fungi; Ascomycota; Eurotiomycetes; Chaetothyriales; Herpotrichiellaceae. Bases 174 to 980 code for a protein of 268 amino acids. The record is from RefSeq and is a predicted model, not a curated record.
GGGAAAUCGCACAGUGGUGGUCACUGGGGCUGCAAACGCGAGUUUCUUUCUGGGUACUUAAAUAUCCUGCUCGCUAGCCCUGCCAUGGAGACUUCGGAUGAUCAGAAAGACGCCACAACUCACACGCCAGACGACGCUGCACUUGAGAAAAAGCCAACGAAAGAGAUCGUAAGAUGAGGCACCGCGAGAAAGGAAAGUUCGGCGCCAUUAAAAAAAGCCAUAAGUUGCACACAAUAUGGAUCUAUUCCGUGGCCCGCCACAUAGUCAAUCCAAAGGCUAGAGAGGCCUAUACAUACAGAUCCUCUGGUCACGGACCAUGGCAACCAGUGAUCAAAAACAUUGAAUUUGAAAGGCUGUUGCAGAGGAUACUUUUUCUGAAUGGCCUAGAGAACGAAAAAGCAAGAGAAGAUGGGGACAAAGCUUGUGAAGAAGCAGAACUGUAUCAAACCCCGCCAGGCCGGCCACCGAACGAAGAGAUCCAAAAUCGCCACGGCUCGAUCACCCAGCAGACGGGAUUGUCCGAAGAUGGCAUUGGUCCUACAGCUUCACAUUCAGUCAGCCAGUCCUCGCCCGAGCCAACAAACACAGCCACAGCAGUUAAAUGCACAAGAGAACCCCUGGCAGAAUUACACUCUGUCAUCUCAAACAACCGGAAGCUGACGCCCCGAAAGCCCGUUCGUGCGUCUCUAACUCGCCUGCCUUCCAAGGAGGCCAUCGUACCGGAGCCACAGACUACUUCAUCGGCAGCUUCCAUACGUGUUAACUCAAUGGCAGAAGGGCAGGUUGAAAUGCAGAAUCAUCACAAUCGCGUGGAAGCAUCCUCUGCUGGCGCAAGACCUGCCAUGAAGCAGGCGAGGCGUCAUAGUGAUCGAAUCAGCCGCAAGAAACGGUGUGCCAGUCUGGAAAAGGAGUUCAAGCGACUGUCACGGAUACAGCAGAUACAUGAGCAAUUGAAUGGGACGAGGACCCAAGUGAGGUAGAAGAGAGUGACUUCGAAAGACUCGAUUGCACCAUCACUCCAUAUCCGAGCCCUCAAGCAAAUCAAACUCGCUCCUCCGAGUGCUGGGUCCGCUUCAGAUGCUUCUGAGGGGACAACUGUUCAGCUCCGAUUUUGUCAAGCAGGUCACAAGUACGGUAAAGCUCAGGGACGUGAUCUUGUGGGCUCCUAUUCAACCAUACGCUCUUACUACCUAAUUUUACUGUCCAAGUUCCUCACUCUCAGUGUAUGGUAUGGCGUCGAAAUGGAUAACCUGUGUAUUGAACCGAGCCACCAUGAAAGUUAACGACCUUUCAUCGGGUGUUAUCAGACCAAGAUGUGAACAAACGUCGUCAUUCCCGUCAUUAGUAGAGCCGAAAAGAGAGUAGCCCAGCAGUAGCCGCCGACCGGGCCCUGAUCAGCCCUGAUCUCGGAAGAGAGGUCUUUCGACUUGGAGUAGAGAAGG